AUGCAGCUUUUUGAAAUUCUAUCUAACUUAGAAGAGACGGAAAGUUCGAUAAAGAUAACACUAACUCAAGUUAUAGAAGCAAGUGAUCAGAACAAUUCUUCCAUCUAUGACUUUCGCAUGAAAAAGCUGAAAACGCUACUCGACCAAUUCAACAGAUACUUAGAAAUUGCCUCUCGGGUUCCCGAAUCACUGAUCGAAGAAGAUACAAAUUUGAACUAUUCGCAAAAGGUGACUGGCUAUCUUGGGUUUGUCUCACGGAUCGAAAAAAAGAUUCCACCGCGACCAACUGGCGAUAUUUCUGGUAACGCGGAGGAACUCCCGCUGAUUCAACAAAACUCGACAGAACAAAGUGAAACCAAAGUACCAAAAAGUGGCAAAGACUCUUACAUUCAAUUGAACGAGAGACUCGAAGAAAACCCUUUUGAGAGUGCAGCGAGUAAUGGCGCAAGAGACAUUUCUUUCGACGGUGAAGUGGUGAACACAAAAAGUAAAAAGUGCCUUAUCUAUUCGCUUUGUGGUGCUCUUUCUUUUACGUUUUGUGUCUUACUUGUUGGUAUUGCUCUCAUCCUUCUCAUCAAAUAUGUAUAA
Entamoeba invadens IP1 is the source of this 588-nucleotide messenger RNA. RefSeq lists its product as hypothetical. The transcript has a single exon. The record is from RefSeq and is a predicted model, not a curated record. NCBI's taxonomy places the organism in Eukaryota, Evosea, Mastigamoebida, Endamoebidae. The coding region runs from base 1 to 588 and encodes 195 amino acids.